This is a messenger RNA of Strongylocentrotus purpuratus (purple sea urchin), 917 nucleotides long. Its product is annotated as charged multivesicular body protein 1a-like. The record is from RefSeq and is a predicted model, not a curated record. Lineage: Eukaryota; Metazoa; Echinodermata; Echinoidea; Camarodonta; Strongylocentrotidae. The transcript has 7 exons. Gene Ontology annotation, biological process: protein transport; late endosome to vacuole transport; endosome transport via multivesicular body sorting pathway. The coding region runs from base 145 to 762 and encodes 205 amino acids. Gene Ontology annotation, cellular component: ESCRT III complex; multivesicular body.
CUCUUAAAUUUCCAAGUUGUUGUCAUUAUCCAGAAAUAGCAUCUGAGUCAAAAUCACAAUACUUGAGAAUCUAGCAGUUUUUUGUCACAGGCAGUUAUUGCAGUACAUCUUUUCUUCACGUCAUUUUUAUAAAGAAAAUUGAAGAUGCCUGCAUUAGAAGAUGUUAUGUUCCAGUUGAAGUUUUCUUCAAAACAACUUGAGAGAUAUGCAAAGAAGGCAGAGAAGGAACAAAAAGUUCAAUCGGGAAAAGUGAAAAAAGCUCUGGAACAGAAGAACCCAGAGGGAGCUAGAAUCUAUGCUGAGAAUUGCAUCAGGAAAAAGAAUGAAUCUCUCAACUUCCUUAGGAUGGCGUCCAGGAUAGAUGCGGUGUCUUCAAGGAUAAAGUCGGCCAUGGUCAUGAAACAGGUUUCAAAGAACAUGGGACAAGUUGUCAAAGGUCUGGAUAAAGCUCUUCAGUCCAUGGAUCUGCAGAAGAUUUCAGGUAUCAUGGAAAAAUUUGAGAGCCAAUUUGAAGAUCUAGAUGUACACACUCAGGUAUUGGAGGGUUCCAUGGGUGCAGCUACCACCCUCUCCACACCCCAAGACCAGGUUGAUCAACUCAUCAGCCAGGUGGCAGAGGAGAAUGGGCUAGAGAUGAUCUCAGACCUGGCCGCCGCCCCCUUGGCCGGGACCGGUACCCUGGCGUCGUCGACCGCCUCCUCGUCCCGGACGAUGGUGGAGGAGGACAGACUUACACAGAGAUUGCAGGCCUUAAGAAAUUGAGGAUGGUAAUCUUUGUUUUUUCUGUCUGUCUGGUUUUAAAAUGUAGUGUGUUUUACAAAUGGCCAAUCUCCUGUCCUCACUCCUCACUUAACUCAAUCUCUCUACCUCUCCUUUAUCCUCUCUCUCUCAAUCUCCCUUUCCUCCACACAUAUCCU